UAGUUAUGGGUCAGAAACCGGUAAAUACGAUGCUCUGAGUACGAUAAUCUGUCAGGGUUGUGGUGGAGGGUGAGCAGCAGUACACACGCGGCCAGGACCACCGCCAGGCAGGACACUGAGGAGGCGAACCUUUGACCGUAUCACCACUGCAGCGCCCUCAGCAGGAGACAUGAGUGGCGGAGGAGGGACGGGCCUGGUGCUGAACCUGACGCGGCCCGGCGGUAACCAGAGUUUCUUCACGACUCAACGCAAGAGGGAGAGGGACGAUGCUCCCAUAGUGACCAUAAAGCGUCCCAAGGUCACCCACAAAGCAGCCCCAAGACUCCUCAAACCCUCCACACCCAAGACUCCCCCUGAGAAGAAGAGUGAAGGAAAGGAGCCAGCCCCAGCCCCAGCCCCAGCCCCAGCCCCUGAGCCCCCCCUCAACAAGGAGGAUGCACCCACUAAUGAGGAGAAGAGGGAGAUCGUCACAUCUCUCUUUAUGGGUAACCCGGCCAUCCCCUACAUCCCCAAGUCCAAUGUGACAAGGCUCUCAGAAAAGGUGUUCUCAGAGGAGGCUUUCUCCUCGCAGGACCUUGCCCCACACAUUGUGUCUAACUUGGAGAAGAUUGGGCUCACCUCAAUGACAACAGUGCAGCAGCAGGCCAUUCCGUCCAUCCUCGCAGGCAGGGAUGCUCUCGUCAAGUCACAGACUGGCUCGGGCAAGACACUGACGUAUGCCCUACCCAUCAUUCACUCCCUCAUGAAGCAAGUGCCAAAGGUGCAGCGUAGCGAUGGAGUAUUGGCACUGGUGGUGGUGCCUACGAGGGAGCUGGCACUGCAGAGCUACCAGUGGUUUGAGAAGCUACACAAGUCCUGUGUGUGGGUGGUGCCGGGGUACCUCAUCGGGGGGGAGAAGAAGAAGGCGGAGAAGGCACGUCUGCGGAGGGGCAUCAACAUCCUGGUGGGCACGCCAGGGCGCCUCAUCGACCACCUCCACACCACCAAGAGCCUCACCCUGGCAGCGGUCAAGUUCCUGGUCAUUGAUGAGGCUGACAGACUCCUUGACAUGGGUUAUGAAAGGAGCAUUACAAGCAUCAUCGAGACACUUCAGGAGCAUCAGCCAGGCAUAGAGAGGAAGAGACAGACCAUCAUGCUGUCUGCCACCCUCUCUGCUGGGGUGGAGAAGUUGGCUGGUAUGAGUCUACAUGAUCCCAAGGUGGUGGACGUGAGCUGCAGUGUUGGCGAAGGUGGUGGUGGUGACGGCACUGGUGAGGGGGCGCAGCUGCUGACCUCUGAAGCGCUGGCCACACCUGCCAACCUGUCCCAUCACUACCUCAUUGUGCCUGCCAAACUGAGGCUGGUCACAUUAGCAGCCUUCAUCCUCUCCAAAUGCAGGUUUGGCGACGAGAGGAAAAUGAUCAUCUUCUUUGCGACACAGGACAUGGUGGACUACCACACGGCUCUCUUCUCCAAGGUGCUCUCAAGGUAUGGCCAGGAGGAGGAGAGCAAGACAUCCCUCGUAAAGCGGGCAGAGAAGGUGUUGGCAGGACAGGAGGACGACGGGGAGGGGAGCCAUGAUGAAGAGGAUGUGGAGGAUGAGGAGGAGGAAGAGAAAAGGGAGGAAGAGGCAAAGAAAGGAGAUGCCAUCCUCUUCCAGAAACUUCAUGGCAGUAUGACCCAACAGGAUCGCUCAGCUGUGUUCAAGUCGUUCAAGGAGGCCUCGGCUGGAGUGCUGAUGUGCACUGAUGUCGCCUCAAGGGGUCUGGACAUGCCUAAGGUGCGGUGGAUUGUGCAGUUCAACGCGGCAUGCACAGCAGCAGAUUAUGUGCACCGUGUGGGUCGCACUGCCCGCGUCAACGCCCCCGGCUCAGCUCUGGCCUUCCUGGCACCUGGAGAGGCCUCCUACAUCACCAUGCUGGAGCGGCACAAGAUCACGAUGAUGGAGGUCAACAUGAAUGGGGUGCUGAGGAACCUACUGCUGCGGCCAGACCCCAACAGUCGAAGGGGGGUCAAAACAGUGGAGGAGGCUGCCACCGGUCUACAGUUGAAGGUGGAGAAACUGCUCAUUCAAGACUAUGGCUUCCAUGACCUUGCCAGGAAAGCCUAUGUGUCGUUCAUCCGUGCCUAUGCCUCGUACCCUAAGGAGGUGCGGGAGAUGUUCAACUUCAAGGCUCUGCAUCUGGGCCACUAUGCCAAGAGUAUGGGCCUGAGGGAUGCUCCUGGCACUCUGGGGGCUGCUGCCGCCUUCAGGGCCAAGCGUGAGAUGAAGGAGCGGAGGGAGAGGAAGGAGAAGAAGAGGAAAAUCCAGGUGAUGAACCAGCGGUGCGGCAACCUGCCCAGGACUGCUGGCAUGUCAGAGUUUGACAGCGGCCUUGACUCUCUUCCCAAGAUGAAGACCAAGAAAAAGACCAAAACCAAGAUGGGCAAGACCAGGCUCAAGCGAUGACGGCCUGUGCAACUGAGUUGACUGGUCUGAUAAUUUGAAAGUCGUACAAACCAGAAAAAUAAAUAUAUAACUUUGGUUAAUAGGUGUAUGUGUGUUAAUAUGUGUGUGUGUGUGUGGAUUAGGGUGGGAGGGUCAUUAGCAUUUUUAGACCAGGAAUCCCAGUUUGUGAGUGUCUGUAGCUGAUGAGUUGAUUUGGUGUAUUUUUAAAGAUUUAAUUUUAUUAAAUGUUAAUGUUCAAGAGAAUAUAUGCAUGCAUGAAUUCAUGUCUGUUGACUUUGUGUGUGUGUGUGGGCAUAUUUGUAUGAGUGUAUGAUGUUUUAUCAGUAACUGUAAGCUGUGAGUCCCAAAGUAUAUGCACCCUGCCCUUCUGUUGAUAUUGCCAUUAUAUAUUUUUAAUAUAUGCAAUAUAAACACAA
This is a messenger RNA of Eriocheir sinensis (Chinese mitten crab), 2844 nucleotides long. Its product is annotated as probable ATP-dependent RNA helicase DDX31. Gene Ontology annotation, biological process: ribosome biogenesis. Gene Ontology annotation, cellular component: nucleus. Lineage: Eukaryota; Metazoa; Arthropoda; Malacostraca; Decapoda; Varunidae. Bases 170 to 2428 code for a protein of 752 amino acids. The record is from RefSeq and is a predicted model, not a curated record. Gene Ontology annotation, molecular function: ATP binding; nucleic acid binding; RNA helicase activity. The transcript is spliced from 15 exons.